AGACACAGCACAACACAAACACGUCAAAGUCACUCUGGAAAGGAGGUGAGAAUUAUCGCUGGCGAUGGGUGUUCAUUCAAAGUUCUAUUUGGGAGAGUGGAGUGGAAUGGUGCUCAGAUAGCAACUAACACGAUAUACUCUAUUGCUCAAAACAUGUGGGUUUCGUUGUACGCGGUCGAUGAUUGUGAGAUGGAUGUUACAAACCCGUCACAUUAUUACAUUGGCAGCAACAGUGUUGUUGAAGAGUAUUAUAAUCUACACACAAAGAUCAACGAGAACAGAAACAGCAUCAAAGAAAUCCAAGGCGAAACUGCACAGAACAUCUUGAUCACAGGGAGUGUGCGUUCGGGGAAAGGAACAUUUGCGAUGCAUUUAGUCAAUUAUGCAGUGAGAGAGGGAUAUACCCCACUGGUAGUGGACUUGAAUUUGAAAACCAAUUUGAUUACCGUUCCUGGGUGUAUUGGCUGUUCUGUUGUGUCUUCACCAAUCACACCAAAUACGUUGCUUGAUUGCAACACUGAGCAACCCAUUGUCUUUUGUUGUGGAACAACAAAUGCGGAAGAAAAGUAUGCUUUAUUUUCACAUUAUGCAAAGGUUAUGUCUCAGUUGUGUGCUGAGAAGCAAAAGAGUCACGUGGGGAUUGCGAAAUCGGGAACAAUUGUACGGUGUCCAUUUUUAACGACCGAAGGGUUGAAGGAAGUUGUCGACUGUUAUAACAUCGAUUUGAUUUAUGUGAUGGACAACGAACAGCUAUACAACGAUAUUCACACAACACAAUUUAGUCAUCCGGUCGGGAGCUUUAUUGUUCAUAAACCUGCAGGAGUGCCACUGUGCACGAAUUAUGAUGCGUUUGUGAGAAGAAUGCAACACAGAAUUGUGAACAACUAUAUGUGCGGGUGCUGUCCUGAAAAGCCGUUAUGCCCACGGUCGAAUGUGAUUCUCGACGACACGUACAAACUCAUUUUGAUAAAGUCAUUUAAACAUGAGAAUUCGGGGUAUUUGCCGAUUGGGCAGACACAAGUGCAAAACCCAUUUGAUGUAGAAGACGUCGAAAUCAAUUCAGACAUGAAGAACAACGUGUUGGCAGUACUCAACUGUGACAGCAUGGAAGAUGUUUUGAAAAACACAACAACCGUAUUAGGGUUUGUCAUUUUCGAAGAUUUCAUCGUGUUGCCCGGGGAAACAGGGAUCGAGAAGAAAACGAUCAUCAGGUCGCCUAACCCACUCGAGGGCUUGCCUUCCCAUUUUAUGUGUGCGACUGGGAUGAAGCUAGAACAAGACAUUGAUUGA
Molecule: messenger RNA, 1290 nt
Organism: Entamoeba invadens IP1
Lineage: Eukaryota; Evosea; Mastigamoebida; Endamoebidae
Product: ATP/GTP-binding protein, putative
Exons: 2
Biological process (GO): tRNA splicing, via endonucleolytic cleavage and ligation
Cellular component (GO): nucleus
Molecular function (GO): polynucleotide 5'-hydroxyl-kinase activity
Source: RefSeq, a predicted model, not a curated record